AUGACCACGAACCCACAGAAAUGGAGAGCCCCUCUGAACCUUCUCCGUUGCUACGAUGUCGUUUCGACUCAUAACACCCGGCGUCUGUUGCACGACGGCCCAGACACUGUGGAGGAACUCCUAGACAGACACGUGGUGAAGAAAGUGAAACACUUGGACGAGGAGGAGGAAGAGCUGCUGAAUCGGCGGCGACUGACGACCACGCGUCGGGAGGCGCUGUGUCUUUAUCGAGACAUUCUCAGGGCGACGCGGUUCUUCAUGUGGACGGACUCUCGGGGCGUGCUAUGGCGAGAUGUGUUGAGAGAGAACGCGAGGAAGGAGUUCGAGGAGGCCCGGUUCGAAACGGAUCCGGAAGUUGUGACCCGAUUGCUGAUCGGAGGGCAUGAUGCUGUACAGUCGGCGUUGGAUAAGCUCGCCGAGAAGCAGAGGCAGCAGAUUCAGAAGGAGCGAAGCGGUGGUGAAGAUCAACCGUAA
Messenger RNA from Rosa rugosa (rugosa rose), 474 nucleotides. RefSeq lists its product as uncharacterized. NCBI's taxonomy places the organism in Eukaryota, Viridiplantae, Streptophyta, Magnoliopsida, Rosales, Rosaceae. The coding region runs from base 1 to 474 and encodes 157 amino acids. Gene Ontology annotation, biological process: mitochondrial respiratory chain complex III assembly. The record is from RefSeq and is a predicted model, not a curated record. The transcript has a single exon.